Molecule: messenger RNA, 582 nt
Organism: Lentinula edodes (shiitake mushroom)
Lineage: Eukaryota; Fungi; Basidiomycota; Agaricomycetes; Agaricales; Omphalotaceae
Exons: 2
Coding region: 1-582 (193 amino acids)
Molecular function (GO): protein binding
Source: RefSeq, a predicted model, not a curated record
AUGCCUGCGCCUUUAAUUUUAAGUGAAGAGAAGGACGAGAUAUUGCUCUCAUGCAGAUACGGAGAGCUCGAAGAUGUCCAAGGCUACGUUGAAAAAUUUGGCGCAGAGUCUCUGGCUCAAAUUCGCGAUGAUAAUGGGAACACUAUCCUACAUAUGAUUAGUGGGAAUGGCCAUACCGAUCUCCUCAAAUACCUACUACCUCUCAUACCUCCAUCACUUUUAUCAACACCAAAUGACGCUGGUUCGACACCACUUCAUUGGGCAGCGCUAAAUUCCCAUCUAUCCAUCGCAAAAGAGCUUGUGCUCUUCCCUUCAGGCCCCGGUGUGGAUCUGAUAGAUAUAAAAAAUUCUGCAGGGCAUUCGCCGCUUGCGGAAGCGGAGCUCGCCGGAUGGCAGGAAGGUGCGAAGUGGUUAGUUGAGGUGAUGAACUUGGAGGCUGUCGCGGUAGCGGAGGAGAAUGGGGCCGAGGAUGUGGGUGAUUCGGACACAGUAGAUCCGCAUCAAGAUGUCCAAGUGGAAAUAGAGGACGCCGAUGGACAGAUAGCGAAAAUGACCAUCAGUGGGUCAACUAUCGGUGGAUAG